UACUUAACCUCCUGCUUCUCUCUUCUCCUUAAUUCAUACUCAUUCUUAACUCAAGAGUUCUGUUUUGUCUUUCCUAAUAUCCAUGGCCAAAUCUUCAAAUCUCCUCCUCUGUCUCUCUGUUUUCAUCUUUAUCAUCACUAAAUUCGCCUUGGCUCAGACAUGUUCCAACUACAAAUUCUCCAGCAACACUCUCUUUGAGUCAUGUAACGACCUCCAUGUUCUUGAUUCCUUCAUUCACUACACUUACAACUCUUCUUCCGGCAAUCUCCAAGUAGCUUAUCGCCACACAAAUCUCACCUCCAAGAAAUGGGUGGCAUGGGCAGUGAACCCCACUUCCACAGGCAUGGUCGGAGCUCAAGCCAUUGUAGCUUCACCACAACCAGAUGGCAGUGUUAGGGCUUACACUUCACCCGUCAGCAGCUACCAGACGAGUCUCCAAGAAGGUGACCUGAGUUUCAACGUCUCUGAGUUAUCUGCUACUUAUCAAAACAACGAGAUGACAAUCUUCGCAACUCUGACUCUUCCUCUUGCUAAUGGUGGAAACAUUAACACUGUGUGGCAAGAUGGGUCUCUCUCCGGGACCAAUCUUCUGCCUCAUCCAACUUCUGGCAACAAUAUCCGCUCUGUUUCCACUCUGAAUCUCCACUCCGCUGCAUCAGGAGGUGGAGGAGCAGGAGCAGGAGACUCCAAGCUUGGGCUACAGGUCUCAAGCUGGGCGGGGAAUCAGCCGGGAUUCAGUUUAGCGCUCACCGUGCUAUCGGUAUCGCUAUCUUCUGCCUUGCAACAGUUCAAGUGUUUGCUUUGUUUCUAAGACCUAAACCAGAGCACAAGUACAGAGUUUACUGGAACAUCUACCACCACAUCAUCGGCUAUACUGUGAUCAUUCUUGCAGUGGUGAACGUUUUCAAAGGGUUAGACAUCUUGAGCCCUGAGAAGCAGUGGAGAAACGCUUACACCGCUAUCGUCAGAACGCUGGGCUUAGUUAGUUGCUGCCAUGCUCGAAGCCUUUACUUGGUAAGACGUCUCAGCUUGGAAACAAUGGUCGGUCUCAAUAGGGCAUAGAAAUGGUUGGUAGUAGAGGUUAGAGAGUGAAAUUUUGGUUGUUUAUCGGUUUUGUUGAUUAUUUUCUACAUGUAUACGUAGAUUAAAUUAAAUACAUUUGAUGUUUGAAAGUUGUUGGAAGGUGAGUCUCUUGAUGCUCAUUUACACCUUCAUGAUGUGUACAUGUGAACUUAUAAACAAAGCCAUUUUAUUUUAUCAACA
Molecule: messenger RNA, 1263 nt
Organism: Brassica napus (rape)
Lineage: Eukaryota; Viridiplantae; Streptophyta; Magnoliopsida; Brassicales; Brassicaceae
Product: cytochrome b561 and DOMON domain-containing protein At5g47530
Exons: 2
Coding region: 83-811 (242 amino acids)
Source: RefSeq, a predicted model, not a curated record